UGGUAUAUUUCUGAGGGUAGGACGGUAUAUUUGAGAUUUGAUUUUAGAGAGUUUUAGUUUUGUUUAAUUUUUGUUGAUUGCGAAAACGAAUUCAACGCUAACGCCAGCAAAGAGCGUCCAACAAGUCACUUGCAAGUCGAUUAGCCGAGGUCGAUAAGAACAUUGUAAAAGCUCAAACUUAAGCUUAUCCGGAGAACGAUUGAACUUCAGAACUCGAACUUUGUCACCAAGUGGGUCUUCUUCAAUACGUCGCUCGUUUACGAAUGGAAUGAAAGGCAGAAUCAAUAACAGAGGACAACCAACAACACAAAAAAAUACAACAGAUACUGCCUAACGAUUUACAGCACCCAGGUUGCACAAAUAAUUAGUAUUCAAGUGCAUCCUUUGUAGUUGCUUCACAGAUGGCCGCCAUUGGAGAACGUUUCCAAGCUGCCGUCAAUGUAAUCAAAGGACUGCCCAAGAAUGGUCCCUACCAGCCAAGCACCAGCAUGAUGCUGAAAUUCUACGGCCUCUUCAAGCAGGCCACCGAAGGAGCCUGUGACCACAAGAAGCCUGGCUUCUGGGACGUGGUGGGCAAGGCCAAGUGGGACGCCUGGAACGACAAUCGACACCUGAGCAAAGAGCAGGCAAUGCAGCGUUAUGUUGAGAGUCUGCAGGAGAUCAUCGAGACGAUGUCAUUUACAGAGAACGUGCAAAACUUUGUGGGCAGUCUUGAUGGCCUGGGGAACAUCAAUUUGGACGAACUGGAAUUGGUUUCCCCCGGCAUGAGGGAGCUCGCCGAGUCGCAUCCCAACUCGCCGUUCCAUUCGCGCACAAACAGUCCACAGCAUGGAACCAGCUGUAACGGAGAAGAUGAGCCGGGGCCUCCAUUAGCCUCAUCGGAGCCAAUUACGGAGAAUGGCGGCAAUAUUGUGACCAAUGGACACAUUACGCCAUCCCUGAGCAAUGGCUACACGACCAAAGCGACGAACUAUACUCAUGACAGCCACAACUAUACCAACAACAGCAGCGUGGCCAUUGUGGAGCCCUCGGACGAUGAAUACGACGACCCAUAUGAUUUAAGUCACGAAGUCACCCAGGCCAUUGCCCAUAAUACGGAUCUGCUGCGACAAAUCCAAAUCACAAUCACGCGUAUGAACAACGAUGUGGGCGUAGUGCAGCAGCGUGUUCGCAGCUUGGAACAGACAAUAAACGAACUACGCGAUGGCCAAAAGUCGAGAGCAUCGCAUCGGCAACAACCCGUCUGGUGGCCCUUCAAGAAUAUAUCUCCACUGUGGUUUGCUGUCCUCAUUCUGUGGCCGUUCCUCGUGCGCCGAUUUGGGCGAAUGUUGCAGACAUCAUCCGGCCGUAGACGCUGACGUAGAAGGGUGAUUAGACUAGAAAUAGUGGCAUGUGGUAGUUAAAUUUUACUUUUGGUUACGGGCAAAAGCUUGGUUGUCGGCUUUCUUCUAUCCUCGAAAGUUCUUCAUCUACUGUACAGAGUUGGCCUUAUUUAUAGUUUCGCAACCACUGCGGUUAUACUGUUGCAAUAUCUACUCGAUUUUUAUAGGUUUAUUUUAUUGUAUUUGAUGUACCUAUGUAUAUUUAGUUUCGUAGAACAGAAACACGACCUUUUUUGGAACACA
Molecule: messenger RNA, 1625 nt
Organism: Drosophila pseudoobscura
Lineage: Eukaryota; Metazoa; Arthropoda; Insecta; Diptera; Drosophilidae
Product: acyl-CoA-binding domain-containing protein 5
Exons: 3
Coding region: 402-1358 (318 amino acids)
Biological process (GO): fatty acid metabolic process
Cellular component (GO): cytoplasm
Molecular function (GO): fatty-acyl-CoA binding
Source: RefSeq, a predicted model, not a curated record